Messenger RNA from Coniophora puteana RWD-64-598 SS2, 692 nucleotides. RefSeq lists its product as uncharacterized. The record is from RefSeq and is a predicted model, not a curated record. NCBI's taxonomy places the organism in Eukaryota, Fungi, Basidiomycota, Agaricomycetes, Boletales, Coniophoraceae. Gene Ontology annotation, biological process: mycotoxin biosynthetic process. The transcript has 3 exons. The coding region runs from base 18 to 629 and encodes 203 amino acids.
CUUGCUCUGGAGACGCCAUGACAUACUGCACUGGGGCUACAGCUAGGCGAGCGAUCACAUCUAUUGCUGUUGGACUAUUAAUCGUCUUCCUCUCGAUUUAUGCAAGAAACACACGCUCGUACUCUCAAUCUGCGCAGCCCUACGGCUGCUCUCUAUCACCAUUCAAACCGGCAUGUUACCACCUUACUGACAGUGUUGCUCACAGUCGUGCGGUGGCAAUGUCAAUCCACAACAGCGCCCGCUUACAGGUCAAUGAAACGCAAUCAUCUAUCGAGUUCCUUGCGAUGCUACCGUCCGGAAGACACACUGUCUCUGUACCGUGGGAUGGUCCCAACGGUCAUGGCGAGAACGUCCCUCAUACUGUUGCUCUCUUUCACCAAAUUCGAUGCAUCGAAGCCAUCAGAGAGGCAUACGCGAAGCGAUUGGGAGAGACUCACCUCAGUAGACAUUGCCUGAAUUAUUUGAGGCAGUCGCUACUAUGUCUCUCCGAUACCAAACUUGAACCUGCCAUCACACCAUUCUUUGGUCGUCACACGGUCGACUCUAGGUCGAAUUACGUGUGCAGAAACUGGACGGCGGUAUAUGCAGCUGCGGAUAUGUAUAAUAAUCUCACAGAACAGAAGAGUUAGAGCGGACCAGCUUUUGUUGGCCAUAGUUACACAAUGAGGGUGUUGCUAGGUUAUACAUGUUUU